AUGUACCCCACAUAUGGGGAGUGUCUGACAAUCCUCGCCCUGUCAUCAAUCUGCACAGCCCAACUUCGUCUACCAGCAGCAGUAAGCGAAACCUACAACGAUGUCAUCAGACACAUACCAAAUGCACCUCAAAACAUUUUCAACCAACAACAAUACGUAGAACGUCAUCUCACCAAACGUGUGGCUGAUCCAUCAGGUCUCCAACAAGGCACCAUGGACAGCUAUUUACAAGCCUACAAAGAUCAACAUGAUAUUUACCAAUCGCAAUUGGAAAAGAACUAUUUCAGCAAUGCAAGGAAACGAUCAGCCAAACAAGAGGAAUGGAAACCAAUCAUCAAAAAAGUUGAACCAAAAAAGGAGGAGGGGAAGUUGCAGUUUGAUCAAACCCAAAGGUAUGGAAGGUCCUACGCACCACAACCCCAGGCUGCAGGUUUGAGCGCCUUCAAAUCUGAUUUGAUUCAUCCAGCUCCUCCUGCACCAGUGGUACCCCAACAGGCAGUGCAUUUGAGUUCUUUGGCACCACCAGUAUUCACAUUCAAACAACAGGCUUUCACUCCCGUCCAAGGAGCUCCUCAGAUUGCCCAUCUUAAUGUACCAUUGAACGUUGCUCAUUUGAGUGUGCAAUUGCCUCCUGAAUUGAAACUUUACUUCAAACAACACGGUAUGAACCCAGCUGACUACCAAGCCUUCGCCAUGGUCGACAAACCAGAAAUCAGAAACCAACAAUUGUUUGCUCUAAACACUCUAAUUGGAAAAACCCCAAGCGAGCAACUCAAAGGCUUGAACACACUCCUGACAAAACCCUUAGAGAACGAUCACCACAUCAGCAACCUGGCUGUGAAUAUCAAGGAUUCCGCUAUUGAAGUACCAGCUUUGCAGCACAAAGUUUUGCCAGAAGCUCAGCAUGUCGUUUAUCAACAUGCAACAGCUCCUGCACCAACUGUGGAGUAUCAUCAUGAAGAACCACAACAUGUAGUUGCAGUUGCUCAUCCAACUCAUCAGGAAGUUCAUGGUCAUCAUGAGGUUCAUAGUCACCCUGUUCACCAGGAAGUUCAUGCUCACCCUGUUCACCAUGAAGUUCAUGCUCCUGUCCAUACUUUAUAUGGUGAGGGAUUGGAAAAACAUCAUGAUAACUAUGCUCACGCUUACGCCUUCGGCUACCGUGUAGUUGACCAGAAAUCAGGAAAUGAUUUUGGCCACAAGGAGUCAAGAAAUGGAGAUGUCACCAAAGGUCACUACCAUGCCCUUUUACCAGAUGGUCGUGUACAAAAUGUCAAAUAUUAUGCUGAUGACACUGGUUACCAUGCACAAUUAAGUUAUGACAUUCCUCAUCCAGUAGCUUAUGGAGUUCCUCACCAUCAUUAG
Molecule: messenger RNA, 1365 nt
Organism: Ctenocephalides felis (cat flea)
Lineage: Eukaryota; Metazoa; Arthropoda; Insecta; Siphonaptera; Pulicidae
Exons: 5
Coding region: 1-1365 (454 amino acids)
Cellular component (GO): extracellular matrix
Source: RefSeq, a predicted model, not a curated record